Molecule: messenger RNA, 1059 nt
Organism: Aspergillus tubingensis
Lineage: Eukaryota; Fungi; Ascomycota; Eurotiomycetes; Eurotiales; Aspergillaceae
Product: RNA-binding protein with serine-rich domain 1
Exons: 4
Coding region: 1-1059 (352 amino acids)
Biological process (GO): mRNA splicing, via spliceosome
Cellular component (GO): nucleoplasm; cytoplasm; ASAP complex
Molecular function (GO): RNA binding
Source: RefSeq, a predicted model, not a curated record
AUGACACAACAAGGUGCCAAUUACUCUGCAACUUUUGAUCCGUCUUGGGUAACCCCACUCCAUACCAACCAGACCUUCGAUGCGUCUCGCUCCCUUGAUAUCUCGCUUACCCAGACUUAUUUCUUGCUACAAUCUGUUCAGCUUGCCCUUGGUGGUUUCCUAGAAAGCUCCCUCCACCAAGUGGAUCCUGUAGGAUGCCAGAAGAAUACACUCGGGGCCGCUCUCGUGGCCGUUUGCCAUCCUCGGAAUUUGAUCGGGCCCCAUCCUUGCAGCGUUCUUUGUCCCCUCGCUCAGAAUCGAGAUUCAACACCACACCCCGGAGGCGUUCUGUGGAGCGUGGUGCUGUUCGCCGCAAUGGUCACCGUUCCAGAAGCUGGUCGCGGUCACCGUCGCACAACAGAGCGCUAUCCCGUAGUCGAAGCCGAAGCCGAAGCUCAGCGCCCAGACGUUACAGAAAGAAAGACUUCAGCCGGACCCCGAGUCCCUCUGCCGAUGCUUCAAGAAGCUCAAAGGUCGAUAGUUAUUGAAAAGUUGACCAAAAAUGUUACCGAAUCACAUCUUCGGGAGAUAUUUGGUGGUUUUGGUGACAUACAAAGUCUUGAUCUUCCCAUGAAUAAAGCUUUCAUGACAAACAGGGGCACUGCAUACAUACUCUACCACGAUCCUGCGGAUGCAGAGGCAGCCAUCGCGCAUAUGCAUGAAGCUCAGCUAGAUGGUGCCACGUUGAAUUUCAACAUAGCAGAGCAAGCUUUGGCCGCCCAGGACAUGGCCGCGGACCCCCGUCGGAUAGUCGCGCUCCAAGGUCACCGCCACCGGCUAGGAAAUAUCGCCGUUCUCGGCAUAUGGAAAGACAUGACAUCUAUAGGCCUCGCUCUCUGUCGCGCUCCAGGUCGCCACGCCGCUCUCGAUCCCUUUCUUCAAAAUCCCGUUCAACUUCACCACCGCCAAGGCGGACACACUCGCGUAUGGACAGCUCCCAACGUCGCCGUCGCCGUAGCCCGAGCUACAGCAGCUAUGGCUAUAGCAGUCGCAGCGAUAGGGAACGGAGCGCGAGCCUAA